Pocillopora meandrina is the source of this 2422-nucleotide messenger RNA. Lineage: Eukaryota; Metazoa; Cnidaria; Anthozoa; Scleractinia; Pocilloporidae. The record is from the annotation of a GenBank genome assembly.
AUGAUAACUCACUCGAAAGGCAACAAGGCGUGUCCCGAUCUUGGGGGGUCAAUUUUCGUACUCCAGGAUGCUAAUGGUGAAAUUGUUAAUGGGGUGGCUUUGCUGCAAUAUCACAUUUCCUGCGAAGCAAAAGAAGUCCAUUUCCAAGUCUAGUCACACGGAAAUAGGAAGAAGAGUACCAACACUCCCAUCUACCCCAGAGCAAAAAGUACCUUGCAGGCGAUAAGAGAUCAGCUAAAAGAAAAGCCUCCAUCACAGGCCUUCAACGUUGUAUCCAGUAUGACCGGAGGACCAACUGGAGCAAAGUCAGCAGGGGAAGUGCCCCGAUCCCGGAAACAAGUGUAGGAUGUUCAAGCUCGUUCAAAACGAGAUAUGGAUCCCGUUAAAGAUCUGGUUGUGUACCGCUCUACACAAAGACGAGAAAGUAGUCUUGCUUCAUGAAGAUAUGCAGCUUUGGGUUCUUGACACAGACAUAAUGUGUAGCGAUCUCGUAAAAUUUUCUUGCUCAGAGAGUCUGAGUCAUCCCAUCCGAAUUGACCCCACUUUUAACAUGGGUCAAUAUGAAUUAUAACAUAGCGCGUAAAUGUGUCUAAUCAAAUUCAAUUGAGCGAGCGUGCUUCAUAUUCCUAUUGUGCACGCUCCUGACGUCAGCAAACAUUUCCCUCUUUCGUGCUCUCCAAACUUCCCGCGUGCUUUAUAUCUCGAUGAACGCACGCUGACGUAUGAACCAAUUGUUAAUUUUAACAUAGCUAGUAAAUUUGUCUAAUCAAUUUCAAAUGCGCGAGUGUGCUUCCUAUUCCUAUUGUGCAUGCUCAUGACGUCAGCAAACAAGUCCCUCCAGAAUUUUGUACUCAGUCAAAAAAUAAAGUUCAUUUACACGCAUGAAUUCACCCGUCAGUUUUUUGACCAAUCUAAGACAAGAUCGUUUACAGCGUAGCGAAAUGUUUUCCUGAAAUAAAAUUAUCAACGCGCUGAAGCUUAGCAGAGGGAUUAUCGACCCUUUUACAACAUUUAAACCAUCGGGUUGAAAAUGUUAUAAAACAAUUGGUUCCUACGUCAGUUGUGCGUUCAUCGAGAUAUGAAGCACUUGGGAAGUUUGGAGAGCACUCAAGAAGCUAGAGUUGCUCUCGGCUACGCCUCGAGCAAUUCUCAACGCAUCUUUUGUGCUCUCCAAACUUUCCGCGUGCUUCAUAUCUCGAUGGACGCACGCUGACGUAUGAAACAAUUGUUCAGUUACACAAGUAGUGUAUAAGCAAUUGUUCCUGAGAACAAAAAGAUACGGUCAAAAUCCAGUCUUCCUUGUUCCAACAAUGCUACAUCACAAGAAGAACUUUGACACGUACAAAGUAUUGGCAUAAACUUGUGUUAGUAGUUGUAAGGGAUUAACUGCAGCAAAAGGUUUCAUCACCGACGGAAAAAAGAGCUAUUCCGUGCCUGGAAAACAGAGCUUCCAAAAGCAACCCAUUUGAGGUGUAUCCAUCAUUUCCAAAGCAACUGUAAAGAAAAACUCCGCGAGACAGGUAUAAGAGAAGCCAAGGCACAAAAAGUUUUCCUUAACAAAGUUUUCGGAAUUCCAGAGAAAAUUGAUGGCAUUGUGGAUGCAGAGAUGUUUUCUAAAUUCCUCGACGAAAGACAAAGAAUGAUUGCGAAAAAAAUGAGUUUGAAAGCAAGCAAACCUGCUAGACCAUAUACCAAUGGCUCGGAAGUAAUUAACGAUGUGUUGCUUCAAACAAAAGAAAGCUAUCUUUGAGAGCAAAAGAAGUCAGAAACGACGCAGCUCUCUAAACUAGAAUUCACAAAAAACAUCUUUGAAGAGGUACACCGGAAACAACAACAGGAACUAACAUUGGCAGUCAUCGGUUUAAGUGACCAAUAUGAAUUAUGAAAGAUAGCGGCACAAGUAGCCGUUCCCGCGGAGGUCUAGUUUGAAUGGAGUGUGGCGCAAAGAAAAGAGGACUUUGCAAAGUUCAACUCGAUUUCAGUCGACAACGCUCUUUACAAGAAAACCAUCACGGUGAAUGACACAAUUGCCAAGAGAUGUACAGACAGGGAGUUCCAUGAGUUAUCCGAGGAAUUAUGUAAAAUUUUGGUAUCCGAGCGAGGAUAGAAGGAAGAAGUAGCCCUUGCUGUAAAAGAAGAAGCACUCCCGUUACUCAAUAGUCCAUCGGCAAUCCAAAGGCUACCUAUCCUUGAUGAAAGGAAGGCCCAGAAUAAGUUUGAAGUGGCUUCGAAGUCCGCUAAGCACGGAAGAGUAUAGUGCACUGUUCACGCUAACCACGUAUCGUGUCGGUGCCCAAGUUUCAAGGCCGAUAAAGUUUGCAAGCACUCCGUUGCUGUAGCGGAGAAAAACGAAAUGCUUGGCAAACACCUCGAACAAAUUUGCAAGGGCCUAGGGAAAAAAGAGUCUCGCGAACUGCUUUAG